Populus nigra (black poplar) is the source of this 2186-nucleotide messenger RNA. RefSeq lists its product as uncharacterized. The transcript has 5 exons. Lineage: Eukaryota; Viridiplantae; Streptophyta; Magnoliopsida; Malpighiales; Salicaceae. Gene Ontology annotation, biological process: phosphorelay signal transduction system. The coding region runs from base 645 to 1640 and encodes 331 amino acids. The record is from RefSeq and is a predicted model, not a curated record.
UCGAAAGAUUGCAGAAUCUGAGAAGAAAAGAGAAAGUAAUGGGAAAAAAAGAGAGAGAAAGGAUUGUCAAUGCCAAACCAAAUGUCCGUCGAUUAUAUGCAUCGUUCAAGGUCGAGGGGCGGCUGAGACGAACCUGACGCCGCCCUGGAAGCUUCCAUUUAAGCUUUAUUUUUUUAGAGAACUGGAUCAGUACAUUGCAGAGGUUGAUCGGAAGGUGAAGGUAUUAGAGAAUCCAUCCUACCUGAGGCAAGAAAUCAAAGCACUGGAUGCAGAUCGAGUGAAAGCCGAGUCUUUAAAACUUUUUCUUCAAUCUAGUGAUAGAAGGAAGGAUCUUGAAGUAAGACGAAGGAUUGCUUGCGUGAAUCAAUGGCUGAAUCAUAAGACGGAGAUUGUUAAAAGUGGAGAUUCAGAGUCAGAUGGCUGUGAUGAUCGAGAAACCCUUCGCGAACUCUUCAUGUGGAUCGAGUCAGAAACUAAGCUUCCAAUCGUUUUUCAAGUGGCAAAAAAUGGAAAAGAAGCUGUUAUCUUCAUCAUGCUGGGGCUUGUUUUGAUAUGAUUGUUAUGGACGAUUUAAUGCCCAUCAUGAAUGGAAUUGAGUCUCUCUCUCUUAAAAUCAAGAAACCAUUGAUUCAUCAACGGAGCCUAUGAUGACAAGUCGAGUUUCAGACGAGGAAGAUAGCACUCAAAUCGAACAAACCAUUGAUUCAUCAAUGGUUGUCGAACCAAUAACACCACCAACGGAGCCUAUGAUCACAAGUCAAGUUUCAGAUGAGGAAGAUAGCACUCAAACUGAACAAGAAAUUCAGGCUUUGUUUUCUCUACUGGAUACUUACAUCACAAAUUUGGAAGGAAAGUUGACCGAUGCCAAGUCAUCCAAGGCAAAAAUUGAAGCACUUCUUGAAAAAGUAAUUCAAUUGCUGAUUGAUGAACUCAAGAUCAAAGCAGAAGAUAGUGAGGAUAAAUGGUUCAUAAAGAGGGAUGGAAUGGUGGCUCCGUCCUAUCUUACAAGAAACAAUACUGAUCUUCAGCAAAUUCAGCUUCUAGUUAGAAAACUGGAUCGCUACAUGGCAAAGGUGGAUCAAGAGUUGCAUGUAUUAGAGAAUAUAUCCUUCCUGAGGGAAGAAAUCGAUAGAGAUCGAGAAGAAGCCACGACUUUGAAACUUACUCUUGAAAUUUGUGAUACAAGGAACGAUCUUGAAGUGGGAUCGUUGGUUACUUAUGCGAACCAAUGGCUGAAUGAUCAGAAGACACAGAGUGUUGAAAGUGUAGACACAAAGGGCAACAAUUUCUCGGUACUUGUUGUCCAUGACAGUCGUGAUCUUCGAGAAACCCGCCAGAGGCUCUUGGUGUUGCUUGGGUAUCAAAAGAAGCUUCAAAUGGAUGUUUCAGUGGCCAAAAAUGGAAAAGAAGCUGUUUAUCUUCAUCUUGCUGGGGCUUCCUUUGAUAUGAUUAUAAUGGAUGACCUGAUGCCCUUCAUGGAUGGAAUUGAGGCAAUAAAUCUGUUACGCAGGAUGGGUGUUGAAAGCCACAUUGUCGGUGUUACUGGUGAGUUUAAGCGACUAGCUUUCAUGGACUCAGGCGCCGACAGCUGCAUUAUAAAGCCACUGACUCUUGAAAAGCUCGCUGCUGUCUUCCGGUAAUGAACUUUGUGAGUCUAAUUGGUUCGAUCCGAGUUGCUAUUUUCUUGCAUUGUUCUUUGUUGUAGAGAUCAUGAACUCUAUGAAUAAAGUCUCGGAGCAGCUAGCAAUGCUACGAGGAUAAAAUGAAUAUUGUUAGCAUUUCAAGCUGACAGGCUAGUGUUAAUUGGCUUUAUUGUAGAAGGAAAGGACAGAAGUGGAAGAAAUUCUAGUAUUAGAUUUUGAUGUUCCUGUUCUGAUGAUCAGUCAGCUUGUUAGUGAUUUCAUGCUUAGAUUUGGACAGUCCUGCCGAAAUGAGUGCAAUGUAGAAUCUGAGGAAAAUACAUGAUCCCCUUUCUACAGCAUUUGAAUUUGUUUGCACAGCAUGUGCAAUGUACAUCUGAGGAAAAUACAUGAUCCUAAACCACAAAGGCAUUCUACUUCAUUUUUCACUGUGGCGGCUGAAUUCUGGCUUCUGCAAUUGAAUUUUGCUGAGGUGCUUUGGUUGAUUGAAACCCUCACUCUUUGGUAUAUUUCUAUAUCAUUUGAGUUCUUGAGCUCCCAUUUUCA